Messenger RNA from Lampris incognitus (smalleye Pacific opah), 2249 nucleotides. It is a transcript of the gene ap1m1, whose product is annotated as adaptor related protein complex 1 subunit mu 1. Lineage: Eukaryota; Metazoa; Chordata; Actinopteri; Lampriformes; Lampridae. The record is from RefSeq and is a predicted model, not a curated record. The transcript is spliced from 12 exons. Gene Ontology annotation, molecular function: clathrin-cargo adaptor activity. Bases 131 to 1402 code for a protein of 423 amino acids. Gene Ontology annotation, cellular component: clathrin adaptor complex; clathrin-coated vesicle. Gene Ontology annotation, biological process: intracellular protein transport; vesicle-mediated transport.
CGGGGAAGGGUCUGUUCCUUUCAGUAUGAUUGAAAAGUGAUUACUUACAUUUAGAAUCUAGUCCCACAUCCAUAAUUUAGUGUAAAGUGGGUUCGAUCAGCCGCUGCUGCGGUAGAAGAAUUGGUUCGAGAUGUCUGCAAGCGCGGUGUACGUGUUGGAUUUAAAAGGAAAGGUGCUGGUGUGCCGCAACUACCGUGGAGAUGUGGACAUGUCCGAGAUUGAGCACUUCAUGACCCUUCUGAUGGAUAAAGAGGAGGAGGGUACUUUAUCUCCAAUCCUGUCCCAUGGGGGAGUCCGCUUCAUGUGGAUCAAACACAACAACCUCUACUUGGUUGCAACAUCCAAGAAAAAUGCGAGUGUCUCUUUGGUUUUCUCCUUCUUGUACAAAAUUGUCCAGGUGUUCUCAGAGUAUUUCAAAGAACUGGAGGAGGAAAGCAUCCGAGAUAACUUUGUCAUCAUAUAUGAGCUGAUGGAUGAGCUGAUGGACUUCGGCUAUCCUCAAACCACUGACAGCAAAAUCCUACAAGAAUACAUCACCCAGGAGGGACACAAGCUGGACACUGGUGCCCCACGUCCCCCUGCUACUGUUACUAAUGCCGUGUCCUGGAGGUCAGAGGGCAUCAAGUACAGGAAGAACGAGGUCUUCCUGGACGUCAUUGAAUCUGUCAACCUCCUGGUUAGUGCCAACGGCAACGUUCUUCGUAGCGAGAUCGUCGGCUCCAUUAAGAUGCGCGUCUUCCUCUCUGGGAUGCCUGAGCUGCGACUUGGUCUUAAUGACAAGGUUCUGUUUGAAAACACUGGACGAGGGAAGAGUAAAUCGGUGGAACUGGAGGACGUCAAAUUCCACCAGUGUGUGCGUCUGUCUCGGUUCGAGAACGACCGUACCAUUUCCUUUAUCCCCCCUGACGGGGAGUUUGAGCUCAUGUCUUACCGCUUGAACACGCACGUGAAACCCUUGAUCUGGAUUGAGUCUGUAAUUGAGAAGCACUCUCACAGCCGGAUUGAGUACAUGAUCAAGGCUAAGAGUCAGUUCAAAAGACGUUCCACAGCCAACAAUGUAGAGAUCCACAUUCCCGUGCCAACUGAUGCCGACUCGCCCAAAUUCAAGACAACUGUGGGUAACGUGAAGUGGGUUCCCGAGAACAGCGAGAUAGUCUGGUCCAUUAAGUCUUUCCCGGGUGGAAAGGAGUAUUUGAUGCGAGCCCACUUUGGCCUACCCAGUGUCGAGGCUGAGGACAAAGAGGGGAAGCCACCAAUCAGUGUCAAGUUUGAGAUUCCAUACUUCACAACCUCUGGCAUCCAGGUGCGUUACCUAAAGAUCAUCGAGAAGAGUGGCUACCAGGCCUUGCCAUGGGUGCGCUACAUCACCCAAAAUGGGGAUUACCAGCUCCGGACCCAGUAGGCGGGGCCUCAGCCCACUAUUGGCAGGUGGAAGCAAGAGGGGGCGGAGUUGACUUGCUAAUGUGCUGUCAAUGGCAGGUGUCGGGUCACAUGACACAGUGGACCAUCAGUAGUUUUUUGGGUUUUUUUCUGGUUUAAGUCAUAUAUUCAUUUCCAAUCAAUGAAAACUUGAGGAGAAUCUUUUGGCUACGCGAGGCCUGAUGAGAUUUUGAUGUUGUACUACUGCGUGGCUUCCAUUAUUGGAGGCCAAUGAUAGAAAGAAUGGUGUAGUAAUGUUUACAUCUUUUACAGUUCCAGGUUGUAUGGAAUGUCCUGUACAGCUAUCACAAUGGGUCAAAUCAUUCAAAAGCAGUUGUUACAAUGGUCAGUUUACAAGUUACUGUAAUCCUGACAGGUCAGUAACAUAUUCAGUGGUCAAUCAGAAUAGGGUGAUUUAUUUUUAUAUAAAACAAUGUUUUGUGUAGUCAGAUGUCUUAUUUGUUGAUUAUCUGUAUAUAUCUGCUUUGUGUUCCCGAAAUUCAGCUCAGUGUUAGAUUAUUUUAAAUUAAAAACAGCUAUUCACUGUUUGUAUUAUCACCUGUUCUGAUAUCAGUCCCAUGCAUAAUGUAUAGAUAGCCCUUAAUGAAUGCCAUGGCAGUGCCUCCUGUUUGGACAUAUGGUGGUUGCUAUUUUUUCUUUUACAUUUCAGAGUCAUUUUGACUGUUUGAUUUUUCUGCCCGCCAAAUUUGCAUGGUACGUCCAGCAUAACAUGCCCCGUUUAAACAGAAUGCCAACUGAAAAUCCCUUUUUCCAUCCCAACACCUGCUUCCCUUCGCCUGUCUGUAACCACACAAUUUUAAGUCAUUAAA